AUGAAACUCAAGCACAUCUUCCAGCCCAAUAGGUGGAGCAUCAAGAACAAGAACAAGCAACAAGAAGCUGGAGAUGACCAAACAGUUCAGAAGAAAGAGAUUGAUCCCCUGGCAGAUGAUGUUUCCAAAAGCAACACUGCUUCAGUGUCUUUUUCCUCCAGCAGCUCUUCUCGAAGCAGUAAAAAGAAGAGAAAGAGCAAGAAAAAGGACCGGAGCGGCAGCAACUCCAAGGAAGCCUCCUCUGUUCCAGAUUGUGUCGUCGAGCAUCAAACUCCCAAUGAAAAGUUUAUAACUUCCUUCUUGGCAGCCAUGAACAACCAUCAAAGCAUGGAUCAGCUUCUCAACUUUUUCUCUUCACCAGAAGUCGAGGUCAAGUUUGAAGAUGCUCCCAGCAUUACAGCUGCUAUGUGGGCCAGUGAAACAGAGAAGCUUAGUAAGAGCUUUCCUGACAUCCAAUAUUCUUAUGAAUCCAUAAAGCAGGAUCACCACGGCUUGGUGGUUGUGGAGGAGCUGCAAGUCAGUGGAACCCACUCUGGAGAGCCCUACAGCUUUGCCUACUUCCCUCCAGUUCCCACUACAAACAAGCAUAUUAUUAAUGAUCCAGAACGAGUGUGGUUCAAAGUGAAGGAUGGCAAGAUUGCUUUGGUUCAAGACAUUUCCUUGGGAGAUCUGACUGGCCCUCCUGGCUUUUACGUGCAAAUUGGUGGAAAGAUGGACAUGCCACCACCACUGCCACCAUCCGCAGAAGAGGAAGCCAGUGCAGCUCAAAUUGACUAG
Molecule: messenger RNA, 777 nt
Organism: Seminavis robusta
Lineage: Eukaryota; Bacillariophyta; Bacillariophyceae; Naviculales; Naviculaceae
Source: the annotation of a GenBank genome assembly